Closterium sp. NIES-65 is the source of this 627-nucleotide messenger RNA. NCBI's taxonomy places the organism in Eukaryota, Viridiplantae, Streptophyta, Zygnematophyceae, Desmidiales, Closteriaceae. The record is from the annotation of a GenBank genome assembly.
AUGCUCCACAUUACAUGUCCACACUCUACCACACUCCACCACAGUGAAGUGUGGUCACAGUUGGCAUUGCCACCUGUCCACUCAUCCCACACUCACCUUGCUGGCCUCUAUGGUGCCAAGAUUGCAGACUUUGGGCUGGUGAGGAUGGGAGAGGGCACGACUGUCGGUACGACUCGCAUCGUGGGCACACCGGGCUAUGUGGAUCCUGUCUACUCCCGAACGUCCAAGGCAACUGCAGCCAGCGAUGUGUACAGACAGGCCCCUCUCUCAGAGACUGCGGGAAAGAGCUGGCAGAUUAUCCCAUGGGCAUCUGAGUGCGUGAACUCGGGUGAGCUGGGGAGCCUCAAGGACCCCAACCUGGAUGCCCCUGCGGAUGCUGUGCUGCGUGUGGCUCAGCUCGCCCUCAGCUGCACCGUGGAGUGCACUGCAGCUCGCCCAAGCAUGGCAGAAAUUGCCAAUCAGCUGCAGGCCAUCCGGGAUGAAGUGGUGGGGAAAAAGGAGCUGAGGGCGGCUGUCAAGGUGGAUUCUCAAGUUCAGGAGAUGAAGGAAGCUUUCGUGGGUAUUGAGGGCCCCGAAACAGAAAUCCAGAUGAUGGGGGACAGCUUUGCUGAGGAAAAUCUCGUGUGA